This is a messenger RNA of Closterium sp. Naga37s-1, 4794 nucleotides long. The record is from the annotation of a GenBank genome assembly. Lineage: Eukaryota; Viridiplantae; Streptophyta; Zygnematophyceae; Desmidiales; Closteriaceae.
AUGCUGCACCCGAACCUGACAGGAGGACGACUUGUACGAGCUAAACCCGGUGGAGUCAACGCGCAGAGCGUGGACUGCUGGAACCGAGCAUGGCAGACAGAGCUCUAUCUCGAGCACGAGGAAGACGACCUAUACGAGUUAAAGCCGGUGGAGUCAACGCAGCAGAGCGUGGACUGCUGGAACCGCGCAUGGCAGACAGAGCUCGCCCUCGAGCAGGCGCGCGCGGAAAAGAUGCGCCUGUCUCAGGGGGUUGAGGAGGGUAGGAAGCGCGGGAGGCAGAGGGUGGGGAGAGUGUGGAGGGUGCUGGCUCGUGCGUUUGGGCGGUACUACUUCGUGGCGGCCGUGUGGAAGCCCAUCUGGCUCGCCGCCGUCUGCACCCAGGUGUGUGUGCUCCAGUCUCAGCGCAACCUCCCUCAAACACCUGCUUGCCAUUUAUGUCACACAGGUGUACGUGCUAAAGCAGCUGGUGGCAGGAGCGGCAGCGCCAGAGCCGCCAGCAGUGUGGAGGGCGGCGCUGCUGGUGGUGGGCAUGGCGGUGACGUCCACGCUGCAGAGCGUGUGCAUGCACCACUGCUUUACUCGCUCCCAGAAGGCCGGCAUGCGCGUUCGUGCAUGCGUGUGCACGGUGGUAUACCACAAGUGUGGCUGGCAAUGCGCGACCUGACACUCAUCUGUGCGUUUUGUGAGACAUCUCAGAAGCCCUCCUGCCCCCGCUCUCUUCCUCCCUUCCCAUUGUGCAGUGUGGCUGGCAGUGUUGGACCUGACAGUCAUCUGUGCGUUGGUCAUAGUGGAGGCGGGAGUGGCGGCCCUGGGGGGCGUGGCAGUCGUCUUCCUCAUCCAGCCGCUCAUUGUCAGUCACGGGUGUGGAUGGCGAAGAGGGUAGCAGCAUUGAGGCCCAAGGCGCUCAAGUUCACAGAUGCGCGCGUGCGGCUGCUGGGGGAGGUGCUAUCCGGCAUGCGCGUGGUGAAGGUCAACGGGUGGACCGCCGCCUUUCUGGACCGCAUUCGUGCACUACGAGACAACGAGCUACAGUGGCUGCGCCGGGCGGCAUACGUGCGAUCGGUUAACUCCACACUCAAGGACUCCGUCACUCCACUAGCCUCCCUCGCAACCUUCGGCAUCUACGUUGCCCUUCACGGCGACUUGCCUCCCCAGACGGCCUUUGCGGUGCUGGCGCUGUUCAGCAUCAUGGUGCGCAUCUUCUUCAUCGCCCCCACCGGCCUCCAGUUCGCCGGGGAAGCCGUCGUCGCCGUUGACCGCCUCGAGACGUUUCUCGCGCUGCCCGACGGGCAGGGCGGCUGCCCGGAAGAGAAGAGGGCGGAGCUGAAAGCAGAGGCGGAGAGCACGGGUGUGGUAGUGGCGCUUCAAGACGCCUCAUUCUCCUGGCAGAUGCCACUCAGCUCAGCCCAACAAGUACCAACCAGCAGCGGGAAACAGCAGGCAGCAGGGGGGGGCAGGGGGAAGGGGGCCAGAGGGCUGUGGAGAAGAAGGCUCGGUGCCCGGAAAGUGCAGGUGGAGGGGAAUGGGGCUGUUGGGGGCGUUCAGUCAGAUUGCACACAGGGAGAGGGCAAGGAAGGUGAUGGCGACGGGGGUGUACAGAAAGGCUUGCAAGAGGGUAGACAGAAUGAAGUGGAUAAGGGGCAGCAGCAGGAGGGAGAGGUAGAUGCUGCUGCUGCAGGAGGAGGGUUCCACCUGGAGCGAGUAACUCUACAAGUGGAGCGAGGCACGGUAGUAGCAGUCACAGGGGCUGUAGGCAGCGGCAAGUCCUCUCUCUUGCAGGCAAUUCUAGAGGAGAUGCAGUAUGUGGGCGGCGCUAUGUACGUGAGCAGUCUUGGGAACGUGGCGUAUGCAGCGCAGCAGCCGUGGAUUCUGAAUGCAACGGUCAUGGAAAACAUUCUUUUCGGGCAGCCCUUUAAUGCGGGCAGGUACCAGGAGGUGGUGCGUGCCUGUGCGCUUGACCGCGACAUCGCUGCCCUGGCCGCCGGGCACCAGACAGAAAUCGGAGAGAGGGGCAUCAACCUGAGUGGGGGCCAGAAGGCACGAAUCUCCCUCGCCAGGGCCUGCUACAGCAGCGCCCCCCUUGUGCUCCUAGACGACCCUCUAGCCGCAGUGGAUGUGCCUACUGCGAAGCACCUUAUAGAGAACGUGCUUCAAGGAGGGGUCAUGCAACACGGUAACCGCACGGUCGUGCUUGUAACGCACAACCGACGGUCGCUGGACGCGUGCUCUCAGGUGCUGCUGAUGACACAUGGACGGCUGGGAUUGGCCGGGAGCGUGGAGGAGCUAGCAGAGGUGGGGGCGAUUAGCGGGAGGGAGAUGAAGAGAGUGAUGAGUGUUGAGGCCAUGGCGGCUGCUGCUGCUGCCGCUGUGGAAGCGGUGCCUUCUGCAAGAUAUGAGGGGCGGGGAGGGUGGGAGAGUGGGGAGGGGUUGGGGGGUUUGGAUGGGAAAAGCAUGGUGGAGGAACGAGUUGGGGAAGGGGCAGGAGGCGGGGAGGUUUUGGGGGAGGUGGGAGGCAGGGAGAUGGUUCACGGGGGAGGGGGGAAUGGAGGGGGGGGUGGAGCAGGAGGUGCAGGCGAGGGCAGGGAAGGCGGAGCACGUGAAGGGCAAGAGGCAGAGGCGGUGGAUGCGAGGCAGGGAGAGGAGUCGGAGACACGAGGAGAGGAGGCGGUGGAUGCGAGGCAGGGAGAGGAGUCGGAGACACGAGGAGAGGAGGCGGUGGAUGCGAGGCAGGGAGAGGAGUCGGAGACACGAGGAGAGGAGACGGUGGUGCAGGAUGGUGCCGUGAGGGAAGGGGAGAAUGCAGAGGAUGGGGUUGCCAAUGGGAUGGCUGAUGGGGAGGUUGAUGGGGUGGCUGAUGGGGUGGAUAAUGGGCAUAAUGGGAUGACUGACGGGGCGUGUGAGGGAGAGAACGGCCCAGUGCCUGGGGCGAAAGAUGGGAAGGAGCAGUCAGUGAAGUUGACAGAUGGGCAGAGGGAGAAGCGGGCGCAGUGGGGGCAGAGGAGCAUGGGUCGUGUGACUAUAAAGGAGGACCGAGUGGAGGGGCAGGUCACUCGCGCCACCUACUGUGCUUACAUCAAAGCUGGGGGAGGCUUCCUGCUCUUUGCCGGGCUGUUGCUGGCAUUCAUGGUGGCACAGACAGUGCGCACCCUCGUGGACUUCUGGCUGGGCGUCUGGGUCGACCACAAAUACUCCCUCUCCUCAGGCCUUUACGUGGGCAUAUACGCGGUGCUGACAGCGGGAGCCAUCGUGCUAUCACUCCUGCGGGCCUUCUGGUUCACCCAUGCUGCCCUCGCUGCCGCGCGCCACAUGCACCACCUCAUGGCCGUGCACGUGCUGCGCUCCCCACUGCUCUUCUUUGACCAGGGAGUGGUGUCAGUGCGAGCAUACGGAGCCGCCCCCGCCUUCCUGCAGCACUUCAUAGCACUGAUCGACGCCAAUCACCGCGCUUACAUACAGUUCGUGCACGCCGGCCGGUGGCUCGGGAUUCGGCUAGACCUCUGCGCCUCUGCGCUCGUGACACUUGUCGCCAUCCUAGUGGUCGUGCUGCACGGCUCCCUGCCGGCCGGGUAUGCUGGUGUGAUUCUGGUGCAGAGCCUGCAACUUACCGGCCUGUUUCAGUAUGCGAUCAGACAAGCAGCAGAGAGUGAGAACUACUUCACCUCGGUGGAGCGCAUCCAUGCCUUCAUGCACCUGCCCUCCGAGGCCAAUCACGUCUCGGCACCUGGCACGCUGCCGCCCGCGUGGCCGGACACGGGGCGAGUGGAGUUCUGCCACGUGUACAUGGCAUAUCGGGAGGACCUGCCUUACGCACUGAACGAUCUCACCUUCACUGUGGCGGGCGGCGAGAUGGUCGGCAUCUUAGGGCGAACCGGGUCGGGCAAGUCCAGCCUGGCAGCGGUGCUCUUCCGAUUGGUGGAGAACAGCCGCAGCCGAGGCCACGUCAGCGUCGACGGCUUGGAUCUCACAGGCGUGGGGCUGGACGACCUCAGGCAGCGCCUCCAUCAUCCCCCAGGUAAACCAGCUCUCUCUCAAGCAGAGGACCCAGUGCUCUUCCGGGGCAGUGUGCGGCAGAACCUGGAUCCAUUUGGCCGCUACUCCGAUGCCGACAUGCAGGACGCCCUCAGGCGCGCCCAUCUCUCUCCUCCCACCUCGCAUUCCAACCCCUCAGCACCGCCACCAACUCCUCCUCUUACUCUCAGCAACGGCGAAGCUGAUGUGGAGGACCGAAACAGCAACGGUGGAAGGCACGGGAACGGCGUUGAGUGUGAUUCAUCCAGGAUACUUGAGGGAUCCCCAUCUCACGCUGCUGCCUCGGCUGCCACCACGAGGCUUCGCCCUGUGACUCUUGACAUGGAUGUGUCUGAAAACGGGGAAAAUUUCAGUGUGGGGCAGAGGCAGCUUCUCUGUCUCGCACGUGCGCUGCUGCGGCAGUCCCGAGUGGUGGUGCUGGAUGAAGCAACUGCUGCCGUUGAUGGGGAGACCGACGCGCUAGUCCAAGCCACAGUGCGCGAGCAGUUUGGUGCUGCAGGCAUGCGAGCUACAGUUCUGACUAUAGCGCAUCGCAUCGAUACAGUUAUUGAUGCAGACAGGGUGUUGGUGCUUGCGCCUGGAGGUAGGGUUGCAGAGUUUGAUACCCCGGCGAACUUGUUACGACAGGGGUUGAACGAGCGUGGUGUUAGAAGGGGAAAAGGGGGUUCGGUGUUUGCUAGUAUGGUGGAAAAUGCUGGGCCUGUGGUGGCAGCUAAGCUGUAUGAGGCAGCCAUGGAUGCAGAGAGGAGGAAUAAACAAAGUUGA